UAUUUAGCAUCAAACUUAAAUAUCUUCUCUGAAUUCAUCAGUUAACACAAAUUUAUAGGUUAUCAUCUGUUGUCUAUGGAUUUUCGAGACGAAUUUCCAUAAGAAUGACAGCUAAUCGGAGUGAAAUUGGAGUGAAGGCUGUUUCUCUCUCUGUUUAACACACGAGAAAUCGUAUACCGGGACUGCGAGCGCGCCCAUCGCCCAUUGUAAUUUAAUUAAAAAACGGAAAAUGUUUAACAGAAAUGCGAUGGGCUUCCCAAGAACUCCCGCCCCAGUUCGAAACUCAUCUCUGCUGAUGUCGGCAUCGGCCAUCCUCGAAACACCAACAAUGAUCAGGAAAACCGGAAGUCAGAAUACUGGUCCGGCGAAUAGUGGUUCCAUUUUACAACCUGCUUCAGCGGCAUCUGCCGCAGCAAUGCAGUUCCUCAUGAUGCAAACUGCCUUUACCAACCCAGAGAAAGCCCACGCCGCUCACCAGAAAAGUAUUCCGGAACGAACGGAAUCGAGCGUUUCCCAUUUUAAUUUGUCCAUGUCCAAUAUUCCGGAUAGCACAACGACGGUUGCUACACGGAUUAUCGAAAACUAUCAAGUUUCCAGUAAUGGAAAUGAACUGAAAAGAAAGUUGGAGCCCGUACCCUCGAAGUCGUCGAAAAGAGGCUCAUUCGAAUUGCUUCCCUUGAGGCCGCACAACCGAAUCGGUAAGUCCAAUUUCAAUCUCAAAGCUCUCCCACCGAUUCCGUCAAGAUCGGACAGACAAGAUUCGUCCAGCACAGCCAAACCUAAUGUCGGCAGUAUGCUUCGCAUCAUAACUGGUUCGGUUGAUAAUAUACUGAAGCUUAGCAAAAGCCCACAAUCCGGAGACGGAUUGACCCUGGUGGAGCUUUUUGCCAAUAUAUUGAGCUUCAAAACGGGUGCGUACGAUUGCGAGAAGAUUCUGCUGCUGCGCAAUCGAUCCGGUCCCAUUAUUCAGGGAGUUUUCUACGAAAUAGACUUUCGUAUGGCCGGAAUUGGGGUGGGUGAUCUGGUGCGUUGCGUUGGCCGCCUUUCGGGUGGAUCCCGAUUGCAGAUAUUGAAGAUUACACAUGCUUCGCUCGAGGACGAGCAAAUGGCUGCUCGGCUUCAAACCGUGAGCGGAUUUGUGACCAAUGUUAAACGUUGAUCGAAUCGUAAUUAAUUUGUAUAAUAUUCUUUAAAACUUCUGAAACUGAAAUGGUGUGUAAAAUAUAUGUCGUCAUACAUAGAAUCUAAAACUACGGAUUCAUCUAAUAUGAUAAUCAGAUUUUUAGUCAAACUCAUCUUCUUAGUAACCGGUAUUUUAUAAUAAAAUUUGCAACUUAUCAUUACUGUAACUAAA
Molecule: messenger RNA, 1354 nt
Organism: Uranotaenia lowii
Lineage: Eukaryota; Metazoa; Arthropoda; Insecta; Diptera; Culicidae
Exons: 4
Coding region: 230-1159 (309 amino acids)
Source: RefSeq, a predicted model, not a curated record